CCCGCCUCUUUCCCCACUCCCCUCCCUGCCACUGGUCCGUGCUUAGGGGCCCCGAGUGCUGGCCGAGGCUCAGUCUGCGAGCUGGAGCGGCCCGAGCCCGGGGCGCCCGCGUCCCCUGCGUCCCUCCUCCCAGCCUGGGCCCUGCGCCCCCGGCCACUCUGGCCUUUUUUUGCCGAGAGGGAGAGACUUCUCGCGUCGCCAUUUCUGGACUAGGCUGCUGCUUUCGGUGCUUUUUCUGCGGGUGCCUUUGCAAGCGGCAGCACCGGGGACCGACCCGCGCCAGGGUCGGGGUGUUGCGAGCGCCUCCCGGGGCUUCAGCUCCGCGCACCACCGCUCUGGACUCGUUCAGUUGGAUUUGGGCCGGGGGGUGAGCGCGGGGGGCUCGGCAGAGAUGAGAGCCUCAGGCCGCCUUCGUCUUCCAGAAAGGAGGCUCAGAUGAGCCCCUGCUGACUUGAGAGAGUAAGAGAGACCACGCUGAUUGCUGAGAGGAACUGGAAGAAGAAAAAAAAAUCUCAAACUCAGUGAGAAGAACUCGCUCACCAUGAGCAGCAGCGCUGUGUUGGUGACUCGCCUGCCAGACCCCAGCAGCAGCUUCCGAGAGGAUGCUCCCCGGCCCCCAGUUCCGGGAGAAGAAGGGGAGACCCCACCUUGCCAGCCCGGGGUGGGAAAGGGCCAGGUCACAAAACCCAUGCCUGUCUCCUCCAACACCAGGCGGAAUGAGGAUGGGUUGGGUGAGCCCGAGGGACGGGCAUCUCCUGAUUCCCCUCUGACCAGGUGGACCAAGUCCUUGCACUCUUUGUUGGGCGAUCAAGAUGGUGCUUAUCUCUUCCGGACUUUCCUGGAGAGGGAGAAAUGCGUGGAUACCUUAGACUUCUGGUUUGCCUGCAACGGAUUCAGGCAGAUGAACCUGAAGGAUACCAAAACUCUUCGAGUCGCCAAAGCAAUCUACAAAAGGUACAUUGAGAACAACAGCAUUGUCUCCAAGCAGCUGAAACCUGCCACCAAGACCUACAUAAGAGAUGGCAUCAAGAAGCAACAGAUUGAUUCCAUCAUGUUUGACCAGGCGCAGACUGAGAUCCAGUCGGUGAUGGAGGAAAAUGCCUACCAGAUGUUUUUGACUUCUGAUAUAUACCUCGAAUAUGUUAGGAGUGGGGGAGAAAACACGGCUUACAUGACUAACGGGGGACUGGGCAGCCUAAAGGUCGUGUGUGGCUAUCUCCCCACCUUGAAUGAAGAAGAAGAGUGGACUUGUGCUGACUUAAAGUGCAAACUUUCACCCACUGUGGUUGGCUUGUCCAGCAAAACUCUGAGGGCUACAGCGAAUGUGAGGUCCACGGAAACUGUUGAAAAUGGAUACAGGCCCUUCAAGAGGAGCGAGCCCGUCAAUCCAUACCACAUAGGUUCUGGCUACGUCUUUGCGCCAGCCACCAGUGCCAACGACAGCGAGAUCUCCAGUGAUGCACUGACUGAUGACUCCAUGUCCAUGACGGACAGCAGUGUAGAUGGAAUCCCUCCGUACCGCGUGGGGAGUAAGAAACAGCUCCAGAGAGAAAUGCAUCGCAGCGUGAAGGCCAAUGGCCAAGUGUCUCUACCUCAUUUCCCGAGAACCCACCGCCUGCCCAAGGAGAUGACCCCCGUGGACCCCGCUGCCUUUGCGGCUGAGCUGAUCUCCAGGUUGGAGAAGCUGCAGCUGGAGCUGGAGAGUCGGCACAGCCUGGAGCAGCGGCUGCAGCAGAUCCAAGAGGAUGAAGAGAAGGAGGGCUCCGAGCUCGCACUGGGUUCCCGGGACGCGCCCGCCCAACACCCCCUCUGCCUCCUGCCCUCCAGCAGUUACGAGGAGGACCCGCAGACGAUUCUGGACGACCACCUGUCCAGGGUCCUCAAGACCCCCGGCUGCCAGUCCCCCGGCGUGGGCCGCUACAGCCCCCGCUCACACUCGCCCGACCACCACCACCACCCCCAGCUGUACCACCCCCUCCUCCCGCCCGGGGGCAAGCUGCCCCCCGCUGCCUCCCCAGCCGGCUGCCCCCUCCUCGGGGCCAAGGGCUUCGUGACCAAGCAGACGACGAAGCACGUCCAUCACCACUACAUCCACCACCACUCCGUCCCCAAGACCAAGGAGGAGAUUGAGGCAGAGGCCGCACAGAGGGUGCGCUGCUUCUGCCCCGGGGGCCCCGAGUAUUACUGCUACUCCAAGUGUAAAAGCCACCCCAAGGCCCCGGAGCCCGGGCCGGCGGAGCCGUUCGGCGGCAGCAGAGGCGGCACCCUGCCCAAGCGCAAUGGCAGAGCCCCUGAGCCCAGCCUGGCCGCCAGGGACGGAGCGGGGGCGCUGCAGCUGCCGGGGGAGGAAGGAGACAGGUCGCAGGAUGUCUGGCAGUGGGUGCUGGAGACCGAGCGGCCGAGCAAGCCCAAGCCCCAUAGUGCCCAAAGCACAAAGAAGGCCUACCCCUUGGAAUCGGCCCGCAUGUCCCCAGCCGAGCGAGCAGGCCGACACCACCUGUGGGGGGGCAGCAGCGGGCACCCCCGAGCCACCCCCCGCACCCACCCAUUCACCCAGGACCCUGCGAUGCCUCCCCUGACCCCUCCCAACACCCUGGCGCAGCUGGAGGAGGCGUGCCGCAGGCUGGCGGAGGUGUCGAAACCCCCAAAGCAGCGGUGCUGCAUGGCCAGUCAGCAGAGGGACAGGAGCCACGUGGCCACUGGUCAGACGGGAGCCACACCCUUCUCCACCCCAAGCCUGGCUGCAGAAGAUCACAAAGAGCCAAAGAAGCCAGCAGGGGUCCACGCGCUCCAGGCCAGCGAGUUGGUCGUCACUUACUUUUUCUGUGGAGAAGAAAUCCCAUACAGGAGGAUGCUGAAGGCUCAGAGCCUGACCCUGGGCCACUUUAAAGAGCAGCUCAGCAAAAAGGGAAAUUAUAGGUAUUACUUCAAAAAAGCAAGCGACGAGUUUGCCUGUGGAGCGGUGUUCGAGGAGGUCUGGGACGAUGAGACCGUGCUCCCCAUGUACGAAGGCAGGAUCCUGGGGAAGGUGGAGAGGAUCGACUGAGCCUCAUGGACCUGGCGGCAGCCGGUGGUGGGGCUGGAGCCCGCACCACGGUCUGGGGCGAGAGCGACCGCCAUGCAACGUGUUGAAGGAAGAAAAAACCAAUGAAGACAAAGUCUAGGGAAGAAUUGGCCACUGCGCCUUCAGGAGGGUUGGGGGGAGGUUGGUUUUCAUUAUUCACAAGCUGGGUACUGAGAUAAGAAAAGCCUGAACUAUUUAUUAAAAAUAUGACCACUCUUGGCUGUUGAAGAUGCUGACUGUGUCUGAGAGACCGCCAUACAUAAUAUAUGACUUCCUAGGGAUCUGAAAUCCAUAAACUAAGAGAAACUGUGUAUAGCUUACCUGAACAGGAACCCUUACUGAUAUUUAUUGAACACUUGCUUACCCCUGCCCCCAGUUUAUGGAUAUGCUGCUUUAACCACGGAAGGGGGAGAUGGGACGUUUUUGUUGUUCUGUCUAAACUUAGGAGUUGAGCUCGGAGUGCAUGAAUGGUUUCUGCAUUAAAAGAGGAAUUAUGCUCGGCCCUGCGUUUUCUCCAAGUGAAGAUAGGCUUUUUUUUUUUUUUUUAACGGUGCCCUACCAUUGACAACACAGAAAUUGGUGCAUUUAUUUUCUACGCUGCUGUAUUUUGUCAUAAAGGUCUUGAGGUUUGACUUACGUUGCAAUAAUACCACCAUUUUGGGGUCAUCUUGUUGGAUGGGCUGGUCAUUGCUGAGUUGGGGGGGCCUCUGGGGGGGCCCUGGAUUCCCCCUGGGAGGACCAGGGCCCCAUGGCUGAGGCCUAGAACAGCGCUGUGGUUCAACUUGUGCUUUUAUUGAAAUAACUGUUCCUUGGAGUCUUUGUUUUUCAAUUACUCUUGGGGCCGCAGCCAUCCUGGGAACUGCCCCCCUCACCCCCACCCCCCUGGCCCUGCAAAGAAGGGAACAGUUGUGGGAAGACCCAGCAGCACCCUUUCUCCUCCAGACCCCUCCACCUGGCGUCCGGGUUUUUGUGUUAAGUUAAUCUGUACACCCUGUUUGCCCCGUCACUUGUACAUACGUCUGUAUAUAUCGUACGGCAAAGAGUAUUAAUCCACUAUCUCUAGUGCUUGACCUUGAACCAGUACAGUACCUGUACCUGCACGGUGUCCCCAUCCGUGUGUCGCCCUAUAUUGAGGGCUCGAGCUUUCCCUUGUUUUUUGAAAGGGGUUUAUGUAUAAAUAUAUUUUAUGCCUUUUUAUUACAAGUCUUGUACUCAAUGACUUUUGCCAUGGCAUUUUGUUCUACUUAUACUGUAAAUUAUGCAUUAUAAAGAGUUCAUUUAAGGAAAAUUACUUGGUACAAUAAUUAUUGUAAUUAAGAGAUGUAGCCUUUAUUAAAAUUUUAUAUUUUUCAAAA
Messenger RNA from Phyllostomus hastatus (greater spear-nosed bat), 4419 nucleotides. It is a transcript of the gene AXIN2, whose product is annotated as axin 2. The record is from RefSeq and is a predicted model, not a curated record. Lineage: Eukaryota; Metazoa; Chordata; Mammalia; Chiroptera; Phyllostomidae. The coding region runs from base 542 to 3046 and encodes 834 amino acids. Gene Ontology annotation, biological process: negative regulation of canonical Wnt signaling pathway. The transcript has 11 exons.